CGGGGGCCCUCGGCAUUUAAGAGCUCAGACCUUGACUCCGGAGACCCCCUGGGUGGGAGGCAGAAAUAGACCUUAUUCCCUCCUGCCCGUGCAGGCUUCUGGCAAAGGCAUUGCCGAGUUGCUGACCGGCUGGGGGCGGAAUCCAGAAGAGGGGGCCUCCAGAAGAGGGGGCCGUGCUUCUGGCCCCGCCUUCACCUCCGGGUCAGAGGAUAAAUUCCCAGCCCAGUUUCUCCGAGGCCUCUCCACUGAGACCGCCUUCAGCAGCACCAUGCCUAUGAUCCUGGGUUACUGGGACAUCCGCGGGCUGGCUCACGCCAUCCGCCUGCUCCUGGAGUACACGGGCUCAGACUAUGAGGAGAAGCGGUACACGAUGGGGGACGCUCCUGACUAUGACAGAAGCCAUUGGCUGAACGAAAAAUUCAAGCUGGGCCUGGACUUCCCCAAUCUGCCCUACCUAAUUGAUGGGGCUCACAGGCUCACGCAGAGCAACGCCAUCCUUCGCUACAUUGCUCGCAAGCACAACAUGUGUGGGGAGACAGAGGAGGAGAAGAUUCGAGUGGACGUUUUCGAGAACCAGGCUAUGGACGUGCGCUUCCAAAUGGUCAGGGUGUGCUACAGCCCUGAUUUUGAGAAACUGAAGUCUGGUUUCUUGGAGGAGAUCCCUGGAAUAAUGAAGCUCUUCUCAGAGUUUCUGGGGAAGAGGUCUUGGUUUGCAGGAGACAAGCUCACCUUUGUGGAUUUCUUGGCUUAUGACGUCCUUGAUGUGUACCGCAUAUUUGAGCCCAAGUGCCUGGAUGAAUUCCUAAACCUGAAAGACUUCAUGAGCCGCUUUGAGGGCCUGAAGAAGAUCUCUGCCUACAUGAAGUCCAGCCGCUUCCUCCCAAACCCUCCAUUCUCAAAGAUGGCCACGUGGGGCAACAAGUAGUGCCCUGGAAGAGCAGGAGCCAGAGUGCG
Messenger RNA from Vicugna pacos (alpaca), 954 nucleotides. Its product is annotated as glutathione S-transferase Mu 1-like. The record is from RefSeq and is a predicted model, not a curated record. Gene Ontology annotation, molecular function: glutathione transferase activity. NCBI's taxonomy places the organism in Eukaryota, Metazoa, Chordata, Mammalia, Artiodactyla, Camelidae. Gene Ontology annotation, biological process: glutathione metabolic process.